UACAGAGAAAGUCAGCGAGAGAGACAGAGAGAGAGAGAGAAUUAAUCAGAUAUAUAUUAUAUAUAUAUAGAUAGAUAGAUAAAGAGAGACUGAAAGACAUAGCCAUGGCCGAUAGUCUGCUUAAGGGUAAGCAGUUCUACUGCCGCGAGUGGGCGUUCGCGAAGAUCUACCACUGCCUCGAGAACCGGCCGACGUCGAAGACAUGUGGCGCCCUCAUCAUGGGCGGCCCCGGCUGCGGCAAGACGGCGCUCUGCUGCGAGACGGUCUGGCCGACGUCCAACCACGGCCGCCAGAGGUCGCUGGCGCGGCGCGUGCUCGCGCAUCACUUCUGCCAGGCGCACGACGUCGCGACGCUCUCGCUGUCGGCGUUCAUCCUCGGCCUCGCUCGCCAGAUGGCGCUGUCCGAGCUGCUGCGCGGCUACCGCGAGCAGCUGGACGAGAUGGCGCGCGCCGUCGACGCCGCCGACUGCGAACGCGACCCGGACGACGCCUUCAAGCGCUGCGUGCUGCUGCCGCUGCUCUCCAUCGGCGCUCCCGCGCAGAACCUCUUCGUCGUCGUCGACUCCAUCGACGAGUCUUACCUCGCUCCCGGCAGCAGCGGCAGCGGCGGGGGCGGCGGCGGAGGCGCGGGGUCGCCUGCGGGUAGCCGCACGAUCGCGGAACUCCUCGCCAGUCACCACCAGCUGUUCCCGCGCUGGCUGCUUCUCGUCUGCUCGGCGCGUCGGCAGAGCCGCGCCGUCACGCGCAUGUUCACCGGCUUCCGCAAGGUGGCGCUCGACGACCUGCGCAAGACGCACGUGGUGCGCGACGCGCAGCAGUACAUCCUGUCGCGGCUGGACGCCGAGCCGGCGCUGCGGCGCCACCUCAGCCGCGACACGGCCGAGAUGCUCAACCAGCUUCACAUCAAGAGCAACGGCUGCCUGCUGUACGUCGAGCGCGUGCUGGACGGCGUCUCGCGAGAUCUCGUCGCGCUGCGAGAGGUGCGCGACAUCCCGGCGACGCUCAACGGCCUCUACCUGUGGCUCUGCCAGCGACUGUUCGCGCGCGCGCGUUUCGCACGCGUGCGCCCCCUGCUGAACGCGCUGCUCGCCUCGCGGCGCCCCCUAUCGCGCGCGGCGCUGCUCGCGUGUGCGCGCGCGCACGACGCCGCCGUCGCCGACGACGAAUUCUCGCGUCGGCUGGCGCUGUUGGACGGCGUGCUGGUCGUCGGCCCGGCCGACACGCGCAUCCUCUUUCACCACAGCUUCGCAGAGUGGCUGCUAGACGUGAAACACUGCACGCAGCGGUUCCUGUGCGCCGCGCGCGAGGGACACGCCAUGCUCGCCAUGAGCUACAGCAGCGCCGCCGCCGACGACGACGACGACGCUGCCGCCCUCACGCCCGCCGACGUGCGCGACUUCGCCGUGCACCUGAGCCGCACGACGGUGGCGCCCCCUCUCAUGCCCUACCACCUGCCGCUCUGGAUGAUCAGGGAGGACAAUAUACGCGCGAUGCUGGAGGGAGGCGUGGACGUGAACGAGACGGACAGCAACGGUCGCACGCUGCUAGCCAACGCUGCACACCAAGGUAACCUCCAGGUGACGCAGCUGAUGCUGUCGCACGAGGCUGACCCUGAGGUCGCCGACAAGAACGGUCAGACUGCCCUGAAUCUGUCCGCCCGCCAAGGUCACACAGAGGUCGUGUGCGCUCUCAUAGACACCGCCAUCUAUAACUGCGAGCCACAAGAGCUCGUUGACCUUGCGGACGGUGAAGGUCGUACGGCGCUACGAGCGGCGUCGUGGGGCGGCCAUGAUGACAUCGUGCUCAGCCUGGUCGACUACAGCGCCAACGUGAACAUGGUGGACAAGGAGGGCCGCACUGCGCUGAUAGCAGCUGCUUACAUGGGCCACACUGAGAUCGUGGAGACACUGCUGAACAGCGGUGCUGAUAUCAAUCUAGAAGAUGGCGAUGGUAGGACAGCAUUGUCGGUGGCAGCACUGUGCGUGCCGGCUAGUGAAGGUCAUGCGUCGGUCGUCAGUCUUCUGCUAGACCGCGACGCCGAGGUUGACCACAAAGACAAGGACGGUAUGACACCGCUGCUGGUCGCUGCCUACGAGGGCCACCACUCCGUCUGCGAACUGCUGCUGGAGGGAGAAGCAGACGUCGACGCGUGCGACAACAACGGCCGUACGCCGCUCUUCGCCGCCGCCUCGAUGGGCCACGCUCGCGUCGUCAGUCUGCUGCUGUUCUGGGGAGCUGCCGUAGAUAGCAUUGACAGCGAGGGCCGCACCGUGCUGUCGCUCGCCGCACUGCAGG
Molecule: messenger RNA, 2295 nt
Organism: Priapulus caudatus
Lineage: Eukaryota; Metazoa; Priapulida; Priapulimorpha; Priapulimorphida; Priapulidae
Product: ankyrin repeat domain-containing protein 50-like
Exons: 9
Molecular function (GO): protein binding
Source: RefSeq, a predicted model, not a curated record